ACUGGUUCAACAUCAGCACCAUCUGCUGGAUCAGUUACUGGGACUACUGGAGCACAUGCCUCCACUACCACUGCUGGUCUCUCAGCUUCUGGGCACUUUCCACCAGCCUACGCUAAUAUCGGUAUGCAGAAUCCGCCUCCUGUGAAUACUCCAGGUGCUCCAUCGACUGCACCUGCAACGCAACAGCAACAAUCACAGACAACAGCACAGCAACAAGCAUCAGUACAGCCACCAGUUUCAACGCAAUCAAUUUCAUCUGUGUUCAGUGGAAUGAGCCUUGACGGCUCAAGUUACAUGCGUGGAGCUACAGCUCCAAAUACUGGUUCGUUCGCUUUCUCACCUUUCGUACAGCAGCCGCAGUCGCAGCAGUUUCAGCAUCCCUUUUGUGUCUUCGGACGUCCUCCUGCUCAGCAACCACAGCAAGGGGCCUGUCUGAUACGCAUCUGAUGCUGCAGGCUCAAAGGUGCUGCUGGGUCAAUGAUACAUGUGGAUGUUAUGCAGCAACUACCAGAUUAGUAAAUACCAAGACUAAAUAUUACCAUACAUGAUAAUUGUACUCCCCCC
Closterium sp. NIES-67 is the source of this 564-nucleotide messenger RNA. Lineage: Eukaryota; Viridiplantae; Streptophyta; Zygnematophyceae; Desmidiales; Closteriaceae. The record is from the annotation of a GenBank genome assembly.